Molecule: messenger RNA, 258 nt
Organism: Macrosiphum euphorbiae (potato aphid)
Lineage: Eukaryota; Metazoa; Arthropoda; Insecta; Hemiptera; Aphididae
Source: the annotation of a GenBank genome assembly
AUGGACAACUUAUCGUUGAAAAAAACUCAAGUAGAUGUUAAACUUUUGCGGUACAUAUUAGUAUUACUAAACAUGCCAAAAGAAGAACUCAUAGAAAUAUCAAAUUAUUCAGAAAAUACUGACCAGUCAAGAUUCACUUCGUCAAGACGAAAUAAUGAUACAGGAUAUGGCGAAUGUAAUCAGCAACUACCGAAGUAUAGAACGGAAACUUCACGCAAUAUGCGAGGAGGCAAAGUGUCAACAACAGAAACCUUUUAG